AUGUCUUCCUUCCCAGGCCGCCGUCUCAUCCACUUCGCCAAAUUCGAUGUAACAUCACAGGUCUUCCACAUCACAAAACACUCUUUCGCGAUCGUGAAUCUCAAGCCCCUCUUGCCUGGCCACAUCCUCGUCUCACCACUCGCCGUCAAACCCUCCCUCAGCGACCUAAGCCAUGACGAAGUCUCCGAUCUCUUCACGACCGUGACCCGGAUCCAACGAACACUGAAGCGCCUCUACAAAGCCGACGCCUUCAACGUCGCGGUGCAAGAUGGCGAAGCCGCAGGACAAAGUGUAUCACAUGUCCACUGCCACGUGAUUCCGCGACAGAGGGAGGAUGCGGGAGGAGACGACAAGAUACAUCAGUGGCUGGAGGGUGAAGAAGGCAAUGUGGGCAGGCAUCAAGAUCAAGCUGUGCGUGGUGCGAAAGCCAAAAAGGAGUGGGCGCAAGACGAGGAUCGGAAGCCGCGUGGUAAGUCAGAGAUGGCUGCCGAGGCCAAGUGGUUGAGCGAGGAGAUGGAGAAGGACGAGCGUGAGGAGGGUGGUAAGCUGUAA
Messenger RNA from Recurvomyces mirabilis, 552 nucleotides. It is a transcript of the gene HNT2, whose product is annotated as Dinucleoside triphosphate hydrolase. The transcript has 2 exons. The record is from RefSeq and is a predicted model, not a curated record. Gene Ontology annotation, molecular function: catalytic activity. The coding region runs from base 1 to 552 and encodes 183 amino acids. Lineage: Eukaryota; Fungi; Ascomycota; Dothideomycetes; Mycosphaerellales; Teratosphaeriaceae.